Molecule: messenger RNA, 1520 nt
Organism: Onychomys torridus (southern grasshopper mouse)
Lineage: Eukaryota; Metazoa; Chordata; Mammalia; Rodentia; Cricetidae
Gene: Peg10
Product: paternally expressed 10
Exons: 3
Coding region: 250-1449 (399 amino acids)
Cellular component (GO): cytosol
Molecular function (GO): zinc ion binding; nucleic acid binding
Source: RefSeq, a predicted model, not a curated record
CAGUUCGGGCUCUCGGCACACGCGUUUCCAACUUCAGUUGGUGUGUGUCGAAGAAGGAGGAGAAGAAUCCCGACUCCGACCCGAGGAAGCCAACCACCGGAGAAGGUCCACCGAGCGUCGCCGAGGUCCGCUGCGCGGUCCGCGGUCCGGAGCUUCUCCGGACCGCGGUCACCAGUGGACCUUCGCCCGGCCAGGUGUGAGACCCCAUCGCCCUUCCUGUCUUCGCAGAGGAGUCCUCGCGUGGUGAGUAUGCGGAACAGGAGAAGACGCCGAACACGAGGGGCCCAGGGUCCGGGGCAUCCUCCCCAGAGUGAAGCAACACCUGGGAGGUCCCCACCCUCCACCAUGGCUGAGGCAGGUGGUUCCGACUGCCCGCCCCCCCCUCCUCCUCCUCCCCCCAACGACAACAACAACAACAACAGGCCCAGCAGCCCUGUGCCCAUCCUGGGUCGGCGCCGACGCCGACGCGCACAGCACCAUGGAGACAACGGCAACCUCCCAGAGGGCGAGGACCAGCUGUGGGAGAACCACCGCACCCUGCAGUACCACGUGCACUGGCUCCCGUCGGGGAACAACACCCUCCGCUACCCGCCGGAAGAGGAGGAAGUUGAACCAGAGCCUGAACAAGUUCAGAUCCAGGUGCCUGAAGACAGUGAAGAGGAAGAGCUCCAGGGCGCUACAGCAGCUCCUUCUCCAGCGCUGCUCUUCGGCGAUGACAGCCUUGAAGACCUUCCCUUCAAGUUUGAUGGCAACCCAGACAUGCUGAGUCAGUUCAUAUCCCAGUGCCGGCUCUUCUUGGAAAAGGGCACCAGAGUUCUCGCAGAUGAUCGAACCCGCGUGUGCUUCGUGACAAGCAUGCUGACCGGCCGGGCCGCCCGCUGGGCUACUGCUAAACUGGACCGAUCCACUUACCUGAUGCACAACUACGAGGCCUUUAUGAUGGAGCUGAAGCAUGUCUUUGAAGACCCUCAGAGGCGUGAAGCUGCCAAACGCCAGAUCAGACGUCUGCGCCAGGGCCCGGAUUCUGUCGCCGAUUAUGGCAACGAAUUCCAGAUGCUUGCCCUGGAGCUGGAUUGGAGUGAGCCUGCUCUAAUCGAUCAGUUCCUUGAAGGCCUCAGCGACGCCAUGCAUGAGGAGCUCGCUCACCAGGAGAUCCCGGACACCCUGUCCGAGCUGAUCAGCCUUUGCAUUUUCAUCGAGAGAAGAAUGGUCCGUGAUGCUGCUGCCCGAGCUAACCCACCCAGAGCCCUGGUGUUGCCUCAGACCCACCAGAUGGAUCCCACUGAGCCCGUGGGAGGUGCCCGCAUGCGCCUGACCCAGGAAGAAAAAGAAAGACGCCGUAAACUGAACUUAUGCCUGUACUGCGGUAGUGGAGGCCACUAUGCUGAUAACUGUCCUGCGAAGGCCUCCAAAAAUUCACCGCAGGGAAACUCCCCGGCCCCGCUGUAGAGGGACCUUCAGCGACCGGGCCGGAACGAAUAAGGUCCCCACCCCCCGAGGCUGCGUCUACUCACCUUCAA